UUUGCAGGUACGCACAUUUAAAGUUCGACGACGGCGUGAAGAAAAUUACAACACACAAUGCGUGUAUAAUUUUUGCGAUUAAUAGGUUUGUCAUAUACGCAAAUGCCAAAUCGGGUCGACCGACGAACACGGAGACUUACGAAAACGAACAUACAACUCGAAGCCUGCACGCGUCACCGGACGACGGGCCGCUGACCGAGCCGAACACGACGACGACACCGCCGGCGGCGGACGUGCACCGACCGUGUGGCCGGACGACGACAUGGCCACCGCGUUCAAGGACCGGGCUGGGCAGACGGACGCCAUGCUGACCGCUGUCGGACGGGCGGCGGACGGCGGAUGCAGCGACGACGAAGCGUCGGCGGCGGCGGUAACGACGACGACGACCGGCGGAGGCGGCGGGGUGCAAUGCGGCAUCGGGCCGUGCCGGUCCAAGUGGAUGCAGGUGUUCGCUUCGAAGCAGGUGUUCCUGGCCACGUUCUGCUUCAGCUGGGUGCUGCAGGGCAUGUUCUCCACGUACUUCGUGAGCGUGAUCACCACGCUGGAGAAGCUGUUCCAGUUGCAGAGCAAGACGAUGGGCAUCGUGCUGAGCGCCACGGAGAUCGGGCAGAUCAGCUCGUCGCUGUUGCUCACGUACUACGGCGGCCAGGGCCACCGGCCGCGGUGGAUCGCGUCCAGCAUGGUGCUGUUCGGGGUGGCCGCGUUCGCGUGCUCGUCGCCGCACUUCCUGUUCGGGCACCACCAGUACCCGCUGGCGGGCCCGGCCAACGCGACCUCCGACGCGGACGACUACUAUCCGCCGAACAUGUGCGUGGCGCCGGAGAAGCACGCCGCGGCGGCGGCCAACGGGACGGUCGCGCGGCCGCCGUGGGCGCAGCAGGACUCGUGCGAGACGAACACGCUGUCCGAGCAGCAGGAGCAGUCGAAGAACACGCAGAUCGUGCUGACCAUAUUCUUCACCAGCCUGCUGGGCGUGGGCAUCGCCCAGACGGCCGUGUACACGCUGGGCAUACCGUUCAUCGACGACAACGUGGCCAGCCGCGAGUCGCCGCUGUACUUCUCCAUCACCAUCGGCGUGCGCAUACUGGGCCCGUCGUUCGGGUUCCUGUUGGGCGCGUUCUGCACCAGCUUGUACGCCGACCUCAGCACCGAGCCCAACAUGAACACCGAUCACCCGCGCUGGGUGGGCGCCUGGUGGCUGGGCCUGGUCGGCAUAUCGGCCACGCUGCUGCUGGCCUCCGUGCCCAUGUUCGCGUUCCCCAAACGGUUGCGCUCGCCCGCGUCGCCGUCCGCCGCGGCCAAGAAGCACCAGCUCGCCAACGGCCGGACCGGCGCCGCGGACGCGCCUCCGACGCCGUCGCCGCCGACCGCGUACGGCAACGGCGUGGACGCCGCGGCCGCCGCGCCGACCAAAGCGCCUCGGCUCAACGGGUUCCCGACCGCGGUCAAGAGGCUGCUGAAGAACGAAAUGCUCAUGUACCGGACCGCGAGCAGCGUGUUCCACCUGUUGCCGCUGGCCGGCAUCUACACGUUUCUGCCCAAGUACUUCGAGUCGCAGUUCCACUUCCCCACGCACACCGCAAACAUGGUAACCGGGAUCUACGGGAUCAUGGUAAUGGGCAUCGGAAUCAUAAUAUCCGGCAUAUUCAUUUUAAAGAAAAAUCCAAACGCAAGAGCAGUCGCCGCUUGGAUCGCGUUCACGGCUCUCGCAUACGCCAUAGGCAUGUGCAUACUAACGUUCGUAGGAUGUCCGACCACGAACAUCUCGGGACUGCGAUAUGACGAACGGAACCAGCCAAUAUUUGAAUCUCAAUGCUCGGACCGUUGCGUUUGCGACCAGGAGAUAUUCAGCCCGAUCUGCGGCUCGGACGGCGUCACGUACUUCUCGGCAUGUCACGCGGGAUGCCGGAACCAGACGGCCGGCAAAGAGUACACAGCCGGAUAUAAGUUCACGGACUGCCAGUGCAUGAACGGAAACGCCACGGACGCGUAUUCGGGCCCGUGCAAGGACGACUGCGAGGACUCGGGCUUCUGGUACAUAGCUCUUUUCUCGCUGUUCGUGUUCAUCCAUUCCACGUCCGAGGUGGGCAGCAUGUUACUCAUCCUCCGGUGCGUCCACCCCCAGGACAAGGCCAUGGCUCUCGGGCUCAUACAGUUCGCCAUAGGUCUAUUCGGUAAUGUGCCUUGCCCCAUAUUGUACGGAGCGGUCGUCGACUCGGCGUGUCUCGUAUGGGAAAUGACGUGCGGAAAACAAGGAGCAUGCUCUCUGUACAACUCUGACUCGUUCCGUAUUUUCUACCACGGUGUUACUGGAUUGCUGAUGAUGUGCGCAUUUUUCGUGGACAUAAUUGUCUGGUACAAAGCGGGCAGUAUUAACUUUCAGGACGAUCACCAAUUACAGGUCAGCGAGGAAGAGCUGAGUCAGCUGACACCCAUAACCGACAAAACCGAAACGACCGUUUAAGCAAUACGUAUACAUCACAAUGAAGAACAUUAACACUGGCCUGAGAUGUCUCAUUCCACAAACAUAACCUUGGAGAGAUCUGUUUAGUUUUUAUUACACAAUUAUUGACCGAUUUUAAAAGGGUUUAAUUUUAUAUUUUUCCACUUUUAAUAUUGUUAC
Sipha flava (yellow sugarcane aphid) is the source of this 2623-nucleotide messenger RNA. RefSeq names its product solute carrier organic anion transporter family member 3A1-like. The transcript is spliced from 9 exons. The record is from RefSeq and is a predicted model, not a curated record. The coding region runs from base 263 to 2464 and encodes 733 amino acids. Gene Ontology annotation, molecular function: protein binding. Gene Ontology annotation, biological process: transmembrane transport; sodium-independent organic anion transport. Gene Ontology annotation, cellular component: membrane. NCBI's taxonomy places the organism in Eukaryota, Metazoa, Arthropoda, Insecta, Hemiptera, Aphididae.